AUGAGCAUCCUAAAGGGUGCACUGGAAAGGCUUCUAGCCGAGGCACAAUCAUCGAAACAAAAAGAACUCGAACAAGUUUGUUCUACUGCAUUGGAACAACUCCAACAAGAAAUAAAUUAUCUCCUUAAGAGAGCAGCCAUAAAAAGAGGCAAGCAAAAAGCGAACCCAGAAGACAGUGUCAACGAGACUCCUAAGAUUGAGACGUCUGGUACUGACACUAAGGAUGCUAAAACAGGAGAAACAAGCGAAAUUGUAACAGAAAAAGCCGAAAAGAAUGGAAAGGCUGGCAAAUCAACACCUAAAACUUCAGCAAAAACCUCACCGAAAAAAAAUUUUGAAACAAGUGUGAACGGUCGUGCUUCUACAUCUAGCAGUUUGUUCGCGCGUGCCGGAGAAGAAUUACCUAAAGUCUUGGCUGAUAACUACUGGCAGCCUUUUAGGCUUGCUUGUGGUAAUACAAUGCCUGUCAACAUUCGAGUGAUUGCUCUCGAUUGUUUGCAAAAAGUCAUCGCUCACGGAUUGCUUAUAGGCGACAACCCCAUAUCACCUCCAAAAAUUGAUCAAGCAAAGAAACGUGAAUCAAAAGCAAAACACAUUAACAACGGAUUUAGCGAAACAAACGACUUUUCUCUUCUUGACACCUCAACUUCUUUUGACACCACUGAGUCAUCUGAUGCUACUUCGCCAAUAAAUAAUUCUCCGAAAUUUCCUAAUCCCUUUUUGUUGAUAGAUGAUGUCGUGCAUUCGAUAUGCACCGGAUUUGUUGGGCCUCAAACGGAUCAAACUGUUCAACUUCAAAUUUUGAAAGUAUUGCUCACGCUCAUUACCACAGAACAAUGCCCGGUUCACGGAAUCAGUCUACUUAAGAUAAUUCAAACUUGUUGUAAUAUUUAUUGUUUUUCAAAAAGUCAGGUGAAUCAGGCAACAGCAAAAGCUGAGUUGACGCAGAUUUCAAAUUUCAUUGUAGCACGAUUCGAAGAAACUUCUGCGAAAUUAUCAAAAUCUGAUUCUUCAAAGCAACAGGAAAUCACCUACAAAAAGUCAGCACCUGAGAAUAAUUCUACAAAUGAGAAAUCUGUUCAAAUGGAACCACAAGAAAAUGGUAGUAGCACCAGGGAGGAUG
Molecule: messenger RNA, 1123 nt
Organism: Acaulospora morrowiae
Lineage: Eukaryota; Fungi; Glomeromycota; Glomeromycetes; Diversisporales; Acaulosporaceae
Source: the annotation of a GenBank genome assembly